Procambarus clarkii (red swamp crayfish) is the source of this 1176-nucleotide messenger RNA. The record is from RefSeq and is a predicted model, not a curated record. Lineage: Eukaryota; Metazoa; Arthropoda; Malacostraca; Decapoda; Cambaridae.
AUGACUCUGGGCGCGGCCGGUGCUCCACCCCCAUGCUGCUACCUCCAACCCCCAACCUCCACCUCCACCCCCUUGCUAUUACCUCCACCCCCAUGCUGCUACCUCCAACCCCCAACCUCCACCUCCACCCCCUUGCUACUACCUCCACCCCCAUGCUGCUACCUCCAACCCCCAACCUCCACCUCCACCCCCUUGCUACUACCUCCACCCACAUGCUGCUACCUCCAACCCCCAACCUCCACGUCCACCCCCUUGCUACUACCUCCACCCCCAUGCUGCUACCUCCACCCCCCAACCUCCACCUCCACCCCCUUGCUACUACCUCCACCCAUAUGCUGCUACCUCCAACCCCCCAACCUCCACCCCCUUGCUACUACCUCCACCCACAUGCUGCUACCUCCAACCCCCAACCUCCACCUCCACCCCUUUGCUACUACCUCCACCCCCAUGCUGCUACCUCCAACCCCCCAACCUCCACCUCCGCCCCCUUGCUACUACCUCCACCCAUAUGCUGCUACCUCCAACCCCCAACCUCCACCUCCACCCCCUUGCUACUACCUCCACCCAUAUGCUGCUACCUUCAACCCCCAACCUCCACCUCCACCCCCUUGCUACUACCUCCACCCCCAUGCUGCUACCUCCAACCCCCAACCUCCACCUCCACCCCCUUGCUACUACCUCCACCCCCAUGCUGCUACCUCCAACCCCCCAACCUCCACCUCCACCCCCUUGCUACUACCUCCACCCAUAUCUGCUACCUCCAACCCCCAACCUCCACCUCCACCCCCUUGCUACUACCUCCACCCAUAUGCUGCUACCUCCAACCCCCCAACCUCCACCUCCACCCCCUUGCUACUACCUCCACCCCCAUGCUGCUACCUCCAACCCCCCAACCUCCACCUCCACCCCCUUGCUACUACCUCCACCCCCAUGCUGCUACCUCCAACCCCCAACCUCCACCUCCACCCCCUUGCUACUACCUCCACCCCCAUGCUGCUACCUCCAACCCCCCAACCUCCACCUCCACCCCCUUGCUACUACCUCCACCCAUAUGCUGCUACCUCCAACCCCCCAACCUCCACCUCCACUCCCCUGCUACUACCUCCACCCCCUGUUGCUUUCCUCCGACAACCUGCUACUAACAGCACGCCCCCUGCUGCUACCUCCACCCCCUAG